AUUGCACAUGUGAUCAUGACCAAAUAAUUUAUCAAGAUUGUUUAUGUCAACUUGGUUUCCGAUUUCUACCCUUCAAAUGGAAGACUUCAUUUUUCAAAUGCUGAUCAUUUCUCAUCAUCCCCUGACAGGAAUCCAGUUGAGAAACCUCAUUUGUUCUCUGCCUCCAAGACCUUCUUCAAGCAAAAUGGAGAGAUGGGUUUGGGCAUAUUUUCUCUUCAUUGCAGCUCUAAUGGCUGCUUCUUGUAUACCAUCCGAAUCAGCUAUCUCUAAAGGGUCUUUUGAAGACAAUUUCAGUAUUAUGUGGUCAGAGGAGCAUUUCAAAACUUCUGAAGAUGGUCAGAUCUGGUACCUCUCAUUGGACAAGGAAACAGGUUGUGGGUUUCAAACAAAGCAGAGAUACAGAUUUGGAUGGUUUAGCAUGAAGCUGAAACUGGUUGGAGGUGAUUCAGCUGGUGUAGUCACAGCUUAUUAUAUGUGCACAGAGAAUGGGGCAGGACCAACAAGGGAUGAAUUGGAUUUUGAGUUCUUGGGGAAUAGAACUGGACAGCCCUAUUUGAUACAAACAAAUGUAUACAAAAAUGGGACUGGUGGACGUGAGAUGAGGCACAUGCUUUGGUUCGAUCCUACCGAGGAUUUUCACACCUAUUCCAUCCUCUGGAAUAAUCACCAAAUUGUGUUUUUUGUAGAUAGAGUUCCCAUAAGAGUGCACAAGAACAAUGGAGAGGAGAACAAUUUCUUCCCCAACGAGAAGCCCAUGUACCUAUUCUCCAGCAUUUGGAAUGCAGAUGAUUGGGCUACAAGAGGUGGGUUAGAGAAAACAGACUGGAAAAAGGCACCAUUUGUGUCCUCCUACAAGGACUUCAGUGUGGAUGGUUGCCAAUGGGAAGACCCAUACCCUGCUUGCGUAUCAACCACCACCAAGAACUGGUGGGAUCAAUAUCAAGCUUGGCACCUUUCAGAUUCUCAGAAAAUGGACUAUGCUUGGGUCCAGAGAAACCUUGUCAUCUAUGAUUAUUGCAAAGACACUGAGAGAUACCCAACACUGCCAGUUGAGUGCUCUUUGAGCCCAUGGGAUUGAAAUUGACAACCAUGUGAUAGAUCUUCAAUUUUUCCUUUUCUUUUAUUAUUUUUAUUCUUUUUAUUUAUAUAUUUUGAGAUGAGUUUAAAUUGUGUA
Hevea brasiliensis (rubber tree) is the source of this 1174-nucleotide messenger RNA. RefSeq names its product probable xyloglucan endotransglucosylase/hydrolase protein 8. Bases 44 to 1078 code for a protein of 344 amino acids. Gene Ontology annotation, molecular function: hydrolase activity, hydrolyzing O-glycosyl compounds; xyloglucan:xyloglucosyl transferase activity. Gene Ontology annotation, biological process: cell wall biogenesis; xyloglucan metabolic process. The transcript has 4 exons. The record is from RefSeq and is a predicted model, not a curated record. Lineage: Eukaryota; Viridiplantae; Streptophyta; Magnoliopsida; Malpighiales; Euphorbiaceae. Gene Ontology annotation, cellular component: cell wall; apoplast.